CACAACUUCAUUAUACUGUAUUAUUACCGAUAUUAAGGGACAACAAUGUCUAGACGUCUCCCAAAGGAGGGGUGUCUGAUCAUCUGUAAAAUGGGUUUCUCUGAAACGGGACAAUGUCACCCGAUUGUUAUAGUGUGCCAUACUGUUAUAGGGCGGUUUAACUACUUCAGUACUUUGUGAUCAUUAUGAAUUUGAGGUCACUAACUUUAUCAAAAUGAUCACUUUUGAAAAAAGUGAUAUAAAUUUGAUGAAGGAUUCAAAUAUUUGCUACACACCAGCUCAUUUAAAAACCACGGGAGUUACGAAUAAAAAAGUAAAAAAAAUCCUAAUUGCCAGUGUAGAACUUUCAUUUGAAAAGUUGUCAAAUGUCGAAGAAAUAAAAAGAAUAUUGAGCUGAAAUUUGGCAAGCAAUAGAGUGUUGUAUGUUUAAAAUCAUCUGCAGUUUCAUCUCUUAGGCUAUGAAGAAAAUGGUGUUUGGAGUUAGCAUUUUGUAAUCAUUAGAUAUUUCCAUCAACAAAUUUCACUCUAAAUUUGAAAAAUGCAUGAUUCCACUGUGUCUGGUAGCAUUAUUGUGACAGAUUUUAUAGGACUGAAAAUAAAGUUGAUAGUAAAUUGGUUAAACCACACUCGAUGAUGGAUUUUCUUAUUACUGUAUUACUAGAUGAUAUAUGAUGUACAAGCAUAGUCAAUAAAUGUAAAAUGUGUCUAAUGAUAUUUUUUUUGUUUAUUUUUUUAAUUACAUCGUUUUAUAACGUAUGUUUUAUAAGUCUGUAAUGGCUGCUGCUGUUUAUGGUAAACAAGGGUCAUCACCCAUACGUCCCAACUCAAGUCAGAGCCGCAAACGUAGUCCUUACAGAACCAGGUCACAUUCUUCAGAAGUGGAUGAGACUUUAUUUGGUAGACCUGCUAGAUACCAUGAUCAGAAAGACACUCCUAGAAUCAAUCCUGAAGAUGUAACAUGGGAUCCUCCGUGGAUUACAAGCCCAAAAAAAACAGGUGUUCCCCUUCUUUGGAGUCCAUUUGAUUCAAAAGAUGCAGAAGACAUGAAUUCAACAAGAAAAAGUGUAAAAACUACGACACCUAGGACUCCCAAAUCUGCAAAACAAAAGUACAGAGUGCGGAAAUUGGUUCCUUCAUAUGUUGAUGAAACUUUAUUCGCCACUCCUCGGAAAACAUCAGAUUUACGGGCUCCUUGGGCAACUGAUGAUAUGUCUCCGGAUGCUUCUGCACCUGCCCAGAUUAUCUGCCCACCCUCGGUUGAUGCGGCAAAUCCGCUGACGCCAAUUCAAGUUUCACGAGUAGAAAGCAAGACUGCAGUUGGUGAAAAUACAAUGCAUUACACUCCGGUAAUUAAGGCAAGACCCGGUUCUGCUAUCAACACUCCACAGAGUCGAAUAAAACCAGAUGUUAGGAGGAAGAAAAGUAAUUCUCAAACUGAACCACAAAAACUUGAUUUUUGCUUGGAAAAUGGAUUAAAGAAACAUGCAGAAGAUGAGGAUCCAAAUGAAAUCGUCCAGAGGGCUUUGAAACUUGCUGGAAUAAAUCGUAAUAAUGAAAGCCCAAGAUAUCGGUCAAAUUCCUUAGAUGGUCUGUCAAGUAGAGCUUCAACACCAGGAAGAUAUUUUUGGAGAAGACCUGCUUCAUCAGCUUCAUCUACAGCGGAUAUUUCAACCAACAUGAGAGACAGAACCUCCAGCAGAUCAAUGAACAAGAAACAAUCUAAGACUGAGCUUGAAAUAGAUGAUUUGUUUUCUGCAACAGGGAAGCAUAUGCCACUGUCGGCAAGAAAUUCCCCAAGAAGACCUAACUCAGCAAGAACAGAAAAUUCCCCAGGAAGUGUACCUGGACUCGACCUCUCUCGUCCACCAAGGCUGUAUAAGUCUGAGAAACCUCUGAGGAGUGCCAGAUCAGCUGCAAGCAUGUCUUCUACUUUGUCAAACAGGCCUUCAUGGCGACCUUAAAUAUCAUGGUGACCAAUAUUGCUUGUGUGAGCAUGGAUUUUAUGGGGAAAAUGAAGUCUGUAGUAAUAGGCCUAUUCCUAGGAGCUAUAAAUUUUGGAAAUUACUGUGAUUCUUUGAUUAUAUUCAAUAAUCUGUGUAGCAAAAUUUUUGUGCAUCUGGCAUUAAGUUUAAAAUGAGAACCAUUGGUCUCAUUUUAUUUUUGUACUGUUACAAUUCCAAUUCAACUCCACUGUUUUAAGAGCAAUCAUGUAGAAGAUUUAAUUGGAGAAGCUAUUCUCGGAAGAUUGUAUAAAUUAAGGUGACAUGAGCUCAAGAAAGUGACUCAAAAAAGCAGAGCGAACAUAUGUAAAAUGAAUUUAUAUACUGUUGACUGUUCAUUCUCAGUUUCAUAACUGUUAUGACAGAUGGAGAUAGAUAUGUCUUGAGAACAUUGAGAUCAGAUUGCUGUGACAUUUUUUUUAUUUUUGUAUACUGCAGUUUUUACCAUGUUUAUAAGACACAGAUGUGUCAACCAUAUUUUUUUAGAUAACUAAAUUUAAUGAUACCUUUAUAUAAUAUCUAUUUAAAAGUAGUUUUAGAUGACAUUCAUAUAAUAUCAUUUUAUAGGAGAUUUUCAUACUGGUUUUAAAGUUUUUAUAAUCUAUUGCAGCGGUUCCCAACUGGGGGCACGUGGCCACCAAUGGCACCACAGAGCAGUUGGGGGGCCAACAUGCUAAACGCAAAACAGAUUUUACCUUUCCUUUUACAAGAAAACUUCGUUCUUCCUAGUUUCUUUACUUGAUUAGGUUAUUGUGUCUUCCCCUUGUCGAGCAUGUAGUGUUUGAACAUAAUGGGAUUUAGAAUCUAAAAGCCUUCGAAGAGAGGGGGGGGGUCUAUUAUAUAGUUGUACUACCUGGGCCAGUCUAAGGUUAUUGACAAUGAGUGUUUGUAUUUCUCAUAUGACAUUUUCCACUGUGCAAAAUUUUGAAUAUUCCCCGUUUUGUCAUUUUAAAAUUUUGGGUAUAACUUAAUAUUUAAUUUUGAGGUGUUUUUUAUUUUAUCUGAAAUAGAUUUUAUAUUUUCAAAUUUGUAUUUCAUUAUCAUACUUUGGAUGAGCGUAUUAACUCGUCAAAACAUGAAGUGCAGCGUCCUUUGGUGGAAUAUCUGAUAUAUUCAGUUCAAAAGGGAAUUUCACAGUAAGCAAUAUAUUUUAGGAGGAAGGUUAGGGAAGUCUGUAUUUUUGUCUUUUCUGCAAUUAGAGGUUUAUCUGAACUCUGUUUCACAUGAAUAUGUCACCCAA
This is a messenger RNA of Styela clava, 3240 nucleotides long. RefSeq lists its product as uncharacterized. Gene Ontology annotation, biological process: nuclear export; negative regulation of Notch signaling pathway; Notch signaling pathway. The record is from RefSeq and is a predicted model, not a curated record. Gene Ontology annotation, cellular component: cytoplasm; nucleus. Gene Ontology annotation, molecular function: tubulin binding. NCBI's taxonomy places the organism in Eukaryota, Metazoa, Chordata, Ascidiacea, Stolidobranchia, Styelidae.